AUGCCCGCAAUAAUUUUACUAUGUUCUAAUCAAGGUAUGUCAUGAUUAUCACGUAAAAUGAUCAUUUUCAGCGAACGAAUGUCUCAAAAUUUCAAUCAAGAACGUGUGCGUGAUUACGGAGAAGGGGGUGACCGCGGAGGAAGAGGUGGAUAUCGAGGAAACCGAGGUGGAAGAGGAGGACACCGCGGAAGAACCGAUCGAGAUGAGGAGAGAGAACUCAUCGGAGACCAUGGCAAUCAACAAUCCCCUACAGGACGUGGCGGAUACGGAUACAGAGGGAGCGGCGGGCAUCGUGGAAACCGAAAUGAUCGCGGAGGAUAUGCGGGUGAAUCGUCUGACAGAGGAAAUGGUGGCCGGGGAAGAGAAAGAGGAAACGGAGAGCACCGUGGAGGGCAACGCGGCGGAUACGCUAACCACCAAGUUCAUGACGAGCAACUAG
Molecule: messenger RNA, 439 nt
Organism: Caenorhabditis sp. 36 PRJEB53466
Lineage: Eukaryota; Metazoa; Nematoda; Chromadorea; Rhabditida; Rhabditidae
Source: the annotation of a GenBank genome assembly